Messenger RNA from Harpia harpyja (harpy eagle), 6382 nucleotides. It is a transcript of the gene PHC1, whose product is annotated as polyhomeotic homolog 1. Gene Ontology annotation, cellular component: nucleus; PRC1 complex. Gene Ontology annotation, molecular function: zinc ion binding; protein binding. The coding region runs from base 1364 to 4351 and encodes 995 amino acids. Lineage: Eukaryota; Metazoa; Chordata; Aves; Accipitriformes; Accipitridae. The record is from RefSeq and is a predicted model, not a curated record. The transcript has 16 exons.
GCACGCUGGCUGUCGGCUUAACUUUGCCGCCGGAGUUGCCGGGGUGGGGAGCCGGCGGUGCGGGGGUCCCCCGCAGUGCUGGAGGGUGGCACCGACUGCUGCUGCUGCUUCCAGAGCAUCCCGGAGCAGAGUUAAACGUGUCCCGGCAGUUUUCACGCCUCUUGCUUGCGUAGCUUGGAGACGGUGCUGUAGAAAACUGCAGGAACAGAGCGAGGAGCGUGCUGCAGUCCCGGUUGCUCGUUUUUCUUCCCCAAACCUGCCGGCCAGCCUGUGCCAAUCGUACCUGUUCGCUUGAGUCGUUUUCUCAAGGGCGAAGCCACAAAACCAGUUGUAAGUGCCCGGCGACCGGAGGAGACGUUUGGUCGGACUCUCCUGCUCUUCUUGCGCUUGAGAAAGGUCGAGAACUUGCAGACGGGGCCACCUGCGAUGUUGUUGGUGUGCGCUGAGAUCAGCAGCGUGGGUUAGGCUCCGGGCUGGCCCGUGUUCUCAGGCUCGGACUGCUCCGGGAGCUGCUCCCUUCCUUUCUGCUGUGCUGUCAUCCCUGCCGUGGUGUUAAUAGGCCUUUGUAUCCCUCCGUGUCUGCUUUUGAGGGGUGCAGUUCUAGCUGUUGUUCAAAGGUUAAUUUCCAGUAAUGGCCACAGCGUUACCUUGGGCGGUUUGGAUUGGUUUGGUUUUGGUUUUUUUUACGUUUGCGAGGUGAGUUGGUUAACUCAAUCUUUUGGAAAACCCAUGGUUUAAAUCAUUCUUAGUAGGUUAUCCAUCUCAUGGAGCAGCUAGCUGAAUCAAGUGAUCUGAUAGCCGGGUGAUCACCAGAUCUUUGUAAGAGGAGGGUGCUGGAAGAUGCCCUCGGAGGAGGGGAGAGGGUGUAGUCCGAGCUAUUUUGUGCGGGAAUAGCCUGUGUUUGGAUCGGAUUACACUAACAUGGAGCUGCAUCCUUAGAUGAACUUGCCUGGGGAAAUACUGCGCCUUUUCACUUUUGUGUUUGGAAAGGGUUUUGCUGGAUAACCCUGCUUGCUGUGAGUGACUUAAAAUUCUUACCACCCUUCCGCAAAGGGAGAGAGUACACUUCUCUAUCCAUGACCCCCAAAGGUCUUUUGGCUACACAGAGACCAAAAUUUUUUGAUGCCUCUCAUCCCAGAGGUGUUUCGGUAGGAUUCUGUUUGUGCUAGGACCUGAUUUUAAGAUCUCGAUCAAUGUGGAACUCUCAGAAAUGCUGGAAAUCUUAAGAAUCGAUGAUGCUGUUUACUGAGGAAGCACAGAUUGGUGGAGCGGAGCACCAAGUCAGAAGCCAGGUUUCUCCUUCUGGUGCAGCUGUUGAGGGUCUGGAGUCCCUCUCAGCCUGAGCUCCUGGGAUCCUGUCACCAUGGAGACUGAAAGUGAGCAGAACUCCAGCUCCACCAGCGGGAGCUCCAGUUCUGGAGGAAGCACCCGUCCUCAGAUAUCGCAGAUGUCUCUCUAUGAGCGACAGGCAGUACAGGCCCUGCAGGCACUCCAGAGACAGCCCAAUGCAGCCCAGUACUUUCAUCAGUUUAUGCUCCAGCAGCAGCUUAACAGUGCCCAGCUUCACAGCCUGGCUGCUGUCCAGCAGGCUACAAUUGCAGCCAGCAGACAGGCCAGCUCCCCCAACACCAGCACCCCGCAACAGACCACCACCACCCAGGCCUCUAUCAACCUAGCCACCACAUCAGCUGCUCAGCUGAUCAGUCGGUCACAGAGCGUGAGUUCCCCCAGCGCCACAACCCUGACGCAGUCUGUGCUCCUUGGGAAUACCACCUCACCACCUCUCAACCAGUCACAGGCCCAGAUGUAUCUCCGGCCCCAGCUGGGGAACCUGUUGCAGGUAAACCGGACCUUGGGCCGCAAUGUGCCUCUUGCCUCCCAACUCAUCCUGAUGCCCAACGGGGCUGUGGCCGCUGUCCAGCAGGAGGUACCACCCACUCAGUCUCCUGGGGUCCAUGCAGACACAGACCAGGUGCAGAACUUGGCCGUGAGGAGCCAGCAGACCUCGGCCACUAACGCCCAGCUCCAAGGCUCCGCUCAGAAGGCAGCUCUGCCAGGAAGCUCCCAGGCUUCGGGCUUACCGCAGGCCACCAGCACGGGCCAGACCUUGGCAGUGGCUCAGGCUUCCUCCGGCAGCGCAGGCCAGUCCCUCAACUUGAGCCAGGGGUCAGCAGGCAGCAACGGUGUCUCCGGAGGGGUGGUGGCAAGUGGUGGGAGCCAGACCUCAACGGGAUUGAGCCAGACCUCCUCGGCAGGCACCGCUGGCAGUUGCCAAAGGAAAGGCACGGGGGUGGUUCAGCCAUUACCGGUAGCAGCUGCCCAGGCCGUGACCGUCAGCCAGGGAAGCCAGACGGAGACAGAGAAUGCAGCCACAAAGAAGGGUGAAACGGACAGUGGCGGACAGCAAACGGUGGGCAUGAACCUGACCAGGACUGCUACACCAGCACCCAGCCAGACGUUGAUCAGCUCAGCCACCUAUACACAGAUCCAGCCACACUCGCUGAUCCAGCAGCAGCAGCAGAUCCACCUGCAGAAGCAGGUGGUGAUCCAGCAGCAGAUCGCCAUUCAUCACCAGCAGCAGUUCCAGCACCGCCAGUCCCAGCUCCUCCACACAGCCACCCAUCUCCAGCUGGCCCAACAGCAGCAACAGCAGCAAGCACCAUCUCUGACCCAACAGCAGCAGCAAGCUCAACCUCCGCAGCAGCAGGCUCCACCUCAAAACCAGCAGCAGGCUCAGACCCUCGUGGUGCAGCCUAUGUUGCAGUCCCAGCCACAGCCUGUGCAGCUCCAGCAGGACAGUUCUUGCCAGCCAGCCACCAAGUCACCUGUUCCAAUACAGUCAAAAUCUCUGGUCACCCCCAUCAAACCACCUCAGCUUGGGCCUGCCAAAAUGUCAGCAGCCCAGCAGCCUCCACCACACAUCCCAGUACAGGUGGUGGGUACUCGGCAGCAGGGCUCAGGCCAAGCCCAAGCACUGGGUUUGGCUCAGAUUGCUGCAGCUGUGCCGACAUCCCGGGGAAUGCCAGCUGUGGUCCAGCCUGUUUCCCAAGCCCAUGCUGCUUCCCCGUCAUCAUCUACAGCUCCAGCAUCCUCACAGGAAGCUCCUCCUCUCACCACAGGGGUGAAUUUGGCACAAGUUCAAGGCACAGCCCACAUGGUGAAGAGCCCAGCCUCCUCUCCAGUUGUGGCUCAGAUGCCAGCAGCAUUCUACAUGCAGUCUGUCCAGUUGCCAGGCAAGUCUCAGACCUUAGCGGUAAAGCGGAAGGCAGAGUCAGAGGAGGAGAAGGAGGAGUCGCCCAGUGUCACUGCACUGCUGCCUGCCAGGUCCUCUCCUGUGACAGACAGCCCCAAAAACAUGGAGGAGAAGAGUGGCCUUGGAGAUAAAUCUGAUUCUGCUGCCAUUGCAACCUCAAAUACCCCCUCAAAUGAAGGAGCAUCAGUCACCCCCACCUCUGCUCCCACCCCAAACCUGGCAAUGGUGUCACGUCAGAUGGGAGACUCCAAACCCCCACAAGCCAUCGUCAAGCCCCAGAUCCUCACACACAUCAUUGAAGGCUUUGUCAUCCAGGAAGGAGCAGAGCCCUUUCCGGUGGGUUGUUCUCAGCUGCUGAAAGAAUCUGAGAAACCGCUGCAGGGAGAGGCUCCUUCUGGCCAGAGCGAAAACCUGUCCAGCAAUUCUCCGGGAGGGGACAGUGCUUCUAUGGAGCUUGAUAAGAAAGCAAACUUGCUGAAGUGUGAAUACUGUGGGAAGUAUGCCCCAGCAACCCAGUUCCGUGGUUCCAAGAGGUUCUGUUCCAUGACCUGUGCUAAAAGGUACAAUGUCAGCUGCAGCCAUCAGUUUCGGCUGCAGAGGAAGAAGAUGAAGGAAUUCCAGGAAGCUAACUAUGCUCGUGUACGCCGACGGGGACCACGGCGCAGCAGCUCUGAAAUUGCUCGAACAAAGAUCCAGGGCAAGCGCCACAGGGGCCAGGAAGACUCAAGUCGAGGCUCUGAUAACUCCAGCUAUGAUGAAGCUUUGUCCCCUACAUCUCCAGGACCCCUGUCAGUAAGGGCCAGUCACGGAGAGAGGGACCUGGCAAACUCUAGCAUGGCCCCACCUACCCCAGAUCUACAUGGCAUCAACCCUGUCUUCCUGUCCAGCAAUCCCAGUCGUUGGAGUGUGGAGGAAGUGUAUGAGUUCAUUGCAUCACUGCAAGGGUGCCAGGAGAUUGCUGAGGAGUUUCGGUCACAGGAAAUUGAUGGCCAGGCCCUGUUGCUUCUGAAGGAGGAACACCUCAUGAGUGCCAUGAACAUCAAGCUGGGACCAGCUCUCAAGAUCUGUGCCAAGAUCAAUGUCCUCAAGGAGACCUAACAGCUCUGAAGCCAGAGGUCUCACUUUUGCUCUGACCCCAGGGCAGCUGCCAGCUUUGGAGCAUCCUGCUGGGGCAGGGAAGAAUGGGACAGUCCCCUGUGGUCUUGCAUUCAAGAAGAAUGAGAAGGAAUUUAACUGAUUGAAACUGCCAUGCACAAGCCCAUGUCUUGGUCUCUUAAUGGUGCUACAAGGGGGAGGAAAACUCCCACCUGGGGCCUUGAAACAUCUUUCCUUCUUCCUGAUUUUGAAUAUGCCUCUCCCGUAUACCCCAUAAAGAUGUGAAGGGGACCUCUUUCUGUCUUAGCAGACUUCUGAAAGGGAACUGCCUUUGCCCCUUUUUGCUACAGCAGGUCUGCUAGAUAUUAGUUUUGAAUCUCACUGUGCCAGAACUUGAGGCAUAGGAAGAGCCGGCCCCACAUGGACUUUGGGAGCAGCUGUGCUUGGGGCAUUUAGGAAGGGGAACUAGUAAAUUCCAAGUGACAGAGGUGGACAAACCAGGAAUUUGAGCAAAAGGGGCUGCUGCUGUUCCACUCUUAAAAAAAUACCUGGGCUGCUCAUGAACAGGGUUUAAUAGCCAUUCUAGCAUGCAUACCAAACUUGAAGGCCCAUGGCAAAAGGAGCUGCCUUAGCUUUACUAUCUCCUGUAGAGAUGCGGAGUGAAGACAAAGUGUUGUGGCAGCUAUUCACUCCAGAUGCUCCUCUCUGAACCAGUCAGAGGAGGAUUUAUCCUGAGUACUUAUGACAAGGUGAUGGGAAAAUCAAUGGGAUGGGGGAUUGUCUUGCAUUAGGGAACCCUGCAGCACUAGGUUUGUCUCCCUAUUGUGCUAGGGCAUAAUUUACAGAUCCAAAGCAGUCUCCAGAAGCGCCAAGGCUCUUCAUAAAAUGGGCUGAGGUUUUGGGUUUUUUGUGUUCUCUUAUCAGUUUGUAUUAUUUUUGUGUCUGUCGUCAUUAUCCUCAGGAGAGCUUAUGGGACAAAGUUUAAGCUGGCAGAAUUGUUAUCGCCUGCCUCAGGCUUUUUUUUUUUUUUUUUUGGUGUAAACCAAAUAUUUCUUUUCCUCAGUUAAAAAAAACAAACCACCAAAACACACCCUCCAACAACUGAAUACUAAUCUUUGAAUGCUACUUCUCCUUUCUAAGGGGUAGCAUUCUGUUAUAGGCUGAGUCUCUCCCUUUCAGCCUCUCCAGGUCUGGGUUUUUUUGUAAGCAUCAAAUGUGGUAUUCUGAAGUUUUGUAACCAGAUUGCCAAAGGUGAAAACCUGGGCAGAAUUCUGCUCUUCCAGAAGCACCUCUGCUUCAAACAGGCAAAAACACCUGAAGAAAUUACACAAAGCAUGAAGAGGUAAGUGCCCCCUAGAGCCAAAUACCUGAAUGCAAAAUGAUUGUAUAAACCAUGUGUCUCAGCUUUUCUGUUUUCAGAAGUUUCAUGUGAAUAUUUGAGUGAAACAUUAAGAUCAAUCUGGGUGGAAAGCACCUACUGUUGCAGGAAAGCUGUAGUGGCAUGGGAGGAAGCCUAAAUGGCAUAGGUAGGAAAACAUUAGAGAUCUUGGAAUGGGCUUUUUAUUGACCCAUGUUAGAAAAAGAGAGGAGGGAAAGUGCUUAGAAGAUGGAUAAAACAUGGCAGCAGCUUCCUAGUCUUAACUGUACUGUUGAAUCUCACUUUAACGGCAUCCUUGUUCCUGUGAGAAGACUUCUGAGGCUUCUUGAAUGAAAACAGGCCCAAAGGAAGCUGCCCGUGCUUGCACCCUGAUAACACUAUUUGGUCUGAUGUAAUUUGGGGGCAGAGAAGGGAGAUGUUAGAAUCUCUAACAGCAAUCAGCAGAGGAAGGCCCAUAAACCAUUUUAUCCUUAGCAGGGCUGGGUGUGAUAAAACUCUUGUUUAGUUUGAUGCUUGGCAGGGUAGGCGGGCAGCUAGCCUGCCUACGUUAUACUAGCUACUUCUGAGGACCGGAUUUUAUUUCAGUCAAAUGGGAAGGCUUCACUUCUUCAUUUCAUGUUCAAUGUUCUUAAUAAAAAAAAAAUGCUUGUUCAGGC